UAACACUAGCCACAAACUACAACCAUACGUUGGAUGAGAGGCUAUCCAUAAUCUCAUCCUCUCUUUCGCAUCCACCAUUUCACUCCUACCCACUUCAUUACUUGAUCACAUUAUAAUCUUUUCAGCAUCUUCUCACGUUUGUCUUUCCUGCUACAACUCCUUUGCUAGCUACCUUCUCCUCCCAUAAUCAACAUGGCUUCGGCUACUUUCUCUGUAGCCAAACCAUCUCUUCAGGCUAAUGGAAAGGGAUUUACAGAUUUCUCUGGUCUACGCAACUCUGCAAGCCUUCCCUUUUCGAGGAAAACUUCAGAGGAUUUCCUUUCAGUCAUUGCUUUCCAGACUUCUGCUGUAGGAAGCAGUGGAUACAGGAAAGCUGCAGCUGAGGCAAAGCUAAAAGUGGCAAUAAAUGGGUUUGGUAGGAUUGGGAGGAACUUCUUAAGGUGCUGGCACGGACGCAAGGAUUCCCCCUUGGACGUCAUUGCCAUCAAUGACACCGGAGGUGUCAAGCAGGCCUCCCACCUUCUCAAGUACGAUUCCACUCUUGGCAUAUUUGAUGCCGAUGUCAAACCUGUUGGUGACAAUGCCAUCUCCGUAGACGGCAAGGUCAUCAAGGUUGUCUCUAACCGCAACCCCGUCAAUCUCCCCUGGGGGGACUUGGGCAUCGAUCUUGUUAUUGAAGGAACUGGAGUGUUUGUAGACAGGGACGGUGCAGGCAAGCACAUUCAGGCAGGUGCCAAGAAGGUGCUCAUCACUGCCCCUGGCAAGGGUGACAUUCCAACCUAUGUCGUUGGAGUCAAUGCUGAUGCCUACAGCCCAGAUGAGCCCAUCAUCAGCAAUGCUUCUUGCACAACUAACUGCCUUGCCCCCUUCGUCAAGGUCCUUGACCAGAAGUUUGGUAUUAUCAAGGGAACCAUGACUACCACACAUUCAUACACUGGUGACCAAAGGCUGCUUGAUGCUAGCCACCGUGACCUCAGACGUGCAAGAGCAGCUGCACUCAACAUUGUCCCAACUUCAACUGGUGCAGCAAAGGCUGUGGCCCUUGUCCUCCCAUCUCUCAAAGGAAAACUUAAUGGCAUCGCCCUUCGUGUGCCAACACCAAAUGUCUCAGUUGUUGAUCUAGUGGUCCAGGUCUCCAAGAAAACCUUUGCAGAAGAGGUGAAUGCUGCCUUCAGAGAAAGUGCUGACAAGGAGCUAAAGGGUAUCCUUUCUGUCUGUGAUGAGCCCCUUGUUUCAGUUGACUUUAGGUGCUCUGAUGUAUCCUCAACUGUUGAUUCAUCACUCACCCUGGUAAUGGGAGAUGACAUGGUUAAGGUGAUUGCCUGGUAUGAUAAUGAGUGGGGUUACUCACAAAGGGUUGUGGAUUUGGCUGAUAUAGUUGCCAACAAGUGGAAGUGAUGAGAUUGGGUGCAAGUUGCAAUGUUGUUUUUCAUUUUUGGUUGCCUCAUUCCUUGUUCUGCUUUAGAAGUUGUAUUUUUGUCAAGAAUGUAUAACUAUAUCAUGGAACCAUUUCUCUUGUGUCAUUAUGCAAUAAAAUUCUUACUUCCACACUGAUGGAUAACGA
Pistacia vera is the source of this 1564-nucleotide messenger RNA. RefSeq names its product glyceraldehyde-3-phosphate dehydrogenase A, chloroplastic. Gene Ontology annotation, cellular component: chloroplast; apoplast. Gene Ontology annotation, molecular function: glyceraldehyde-3-phosphate dehydrogenase (NAD+) (phosphorylating) activity; NADP binding; NAD binding. Lineage: Eukaryota; Viridiplantae; Streptophyta; Magnoliopsida; Sapindales; Anacardiaceae. Gene Ontology annotation, biological process: glucose metabolic process. Bases 193 to 1398 code for a protein of 401 amino acids. The transcript has 5 exons. The record is from RefSeq and is a predicted model, not a curated record.